CAUCUCAGCGUCGCCCCCUCCCUAAGCUGGCCGAAGGGUCGUGGCCGACGCACCCACUGCGCACGCUCAGCAACCCCACGUCCUCGCGCUCGCAGGCGUCACCGGCGUAAACGUCUCUCACGCUCGCUCUCGGCCGGCGUCGACGUGCGUGGGCAGACUGCGCAUGCUCGCGAAGGGAGCGCUCGUUAGAGGCGGCUUCUCGAUCUGCCGCAGCUUUAGUUAUGGCUUCCAGUGUAGGUAGUUGUCGCGUUCCAAACGGGCAGGACUGAUUCUGUGGAGCCGCGAAGGGCCUACCUUGACCGAGGGACGUAACGCAAUUUACUGCGGGCAGUGUUUGAAGAUGGCGCAGAGCAAUGUGUCCCUGUCUGCCGGCGAUCAAGGGAACAGAGUGGCCUACCGCGCUUCCUACGGCGACCUCACCCGGUCGGCCUCGGCGCUCGCGAUGGUCUCCGGAGACAGCUUCCUAGUUGCCAGGCCUGAGGCGAUUCAUCUGGGACCUCGGGAGGCGGUGCGACUGAGCGUUCGAGCCGAGAGUCGUCGACUGACUGCUGGCGGCCGGAGCCUGACCCGCUUUAUAAAGGGGAGGGAACCAGAUAGUCGGAAUCGAAGCCGCCAAGCCAGAUUCUCGCCUUACCCAGUGCCUGGGGUUAAACUCGAUCUCCUAAGAAGUGUGCUCCAACAGCGUUUGAUUGCAUUAGGAGGUGUCAUCGCAGCUCGCAUUUCAGUUUAAAAGGAAUGCUCUCUCUCCGCCCCUCAAUUAGCUUGUGAACAAGGCCUUUCUAAAAAUCC
Molecule: messenger RNA, 789 nt
Organism: Microcebus murinus (gray mouse lemur)
Lineage: Eukaryota; Metazoa; Chordata; Mammalia; Primates; Cheirogaleidae
Gene: C4H11orf71
Product: chromosome 4 C11orf71 homolog
Source: RefSeq, a predicted model, not a curated record